AUGGGGCUCCCCCUCGCUAUCAGCUCUCCUCCGAAGUCGAUGUGGGACAAGAUCGUUGACAAAUUUCAGAAGUUUCUCGCAAGGUGGAAAUGUAGGUAUCUCUCGUUGAGAGGCCGUCUCACCCUCAUCAAGGCAGCCCUCUCCAACCUGAGGCAUGAUUUUCUGUGGAGUGGGAAGAAUAACCAGAAGAAGCUGCAUCUCCUUGAUUGGCAAGAGGUUUGCAAACACUUCCAAGAGGGUGGUGCUAGCAUCAAAAACUUGAAGAUUAUGAACCAGGCCCUCCUCGGCAAGUGGAUCUGGAGAUUGGGGACUGAAGGAGGUACCCUCUGGAACUCCAUCAUUAAAGGCAAAUACAGGUCCUCGCCAAGCGGGUGGUGGACUAGAGAGUCGUCGUGGAUGGGUGAAGUGCCGCUGAAAUUCCGAUUCCCGAACAUCUAUCGUGUGGCCCCAGAUAAGAACGCAACUGUCGCUAGCCGCUUCUCUAUUUCUGCUGCAAAUACUGUGUGGGAUGUGAAGUGCUCCAGAAACCUUCAUGACUGGGAGAUAUCUGAGUUUGUGGAUCUUCUCGACCACAUCUCUAAAUCUCUGCCUGAUCCGACCUCCUCAGAUAAACUCAUAUGGUUUUGA
Messenger RNA from Magnolia sinica, 627 nucleotides. RefSeq lists its product as uncharacterized. The transcript has 2 exons. The coding region runs from base 1 to 627 and encodes 208 amino acids. The record is from RefSeq and is a predicted model, not a curated record. NCBI's taxonomy places the organism in Eukaryota, Viridiplantae, Streptophyta, Magnoliopsida, Magnoliales, Magnoliaceae.